Brassica napus (rape) is the source of this 1999-nucleotide messenger RNA. RefSeq names its product aspartic proteinase 36. The record is from RefSeq and is a predicted model, not a curated record. The coding region runs from base 286 to 1761 and encodes 491 amino acids. NCBI's taxonomy places the organism in Eukaryota, Viridiplantae, Streptophyta, Magnoliopsida, Brassicales, Brassicaceae. Gene Ontology annotation, biological process: proteolysis. The transcript is spliced from 10 exons. Gene Ontology annotation, molecular function: aspartic-type endopeptidase activity.
ACGUGAUUUUGGAGUAAUCUGCACUAAAACAUCUUCUGUUUAUCCACUGUUGUCUCUCUCUCUCCCUCGCUUUCGUUGCCAGAAGAAGAAGCGAAACGACUACAAAACAAAUCUGCAAAUCUUCUGGUUUUCUUGAGAAUUAGAGACUGACGACGAUUAGUUCCCCACCCUAUUUCUCGCUCCCAGAAAGGAAUAAAACGAAAUGAUCUUUUUUGAUUUUUGACGAGAUACAGAGAUCUUGUUAAGCUGUUAACACUUCGAAUCAGAACCCAACUCGGUUCAGCUAUGUCGGCUGUCCGGUUAACGGCGGCUAUCCUGGUUUGUCUAUUACCGUUGACGGUUCUGUCCUACGGUUUUCCGGCGGCUCUGAAACUAGAAAGAGCGGUUCCGGCGAAUCACGAGAUGGAGAUCAGCCAGCUCAAGGCUCGCGACAGAGCCAGGCACGGCAGAUUGUUGCAGUCUCUCGGCGGAGUUAUUGAUUUCCCCGUCGACGGAACUUUUGAUCCUUUCGUUGUUGGAUUAUACUACACGAAACUGCGAUUGGGAUCUCCUCCAAGAGACUUCUAUGUACAGAUUGACACAGGAAGUGAUGUUCUGUGGGUUAGUUGUGCUUCUUGCAAUGGCUGCCCUCAAACCAGUGGACUCCAAAUUCAAUUGAAUUACUUUGAUCCAGGGAGCUCAGUGACAGCCACACCAAUCUCAUGUUCUGACCAAAGAUGCAGCUGGGGUAUUCAAUCCUCCGAUUCAGGUUGUUCUGUUCAGAACAACCUUUGCGCUUACACGUUUCAGUAUGGAGAUGGAAGUGGCACUUCCGGGUUCUACGUCUCCGAUGUCUUGCAGUUUGACAUGAUUGUUGGUAGCUCUCUCGUCCCUAACUCAACGGCUCAGGUUGUGUUCGGAUGCAGCACCUCGCAGACGGGUGAUUUGGUGAAGUCGGAUCGAGCGGUUGACGGAAUCUUCGGGUUUGGGCAACAAGGGAUGUCUGUGGUUUCUCAGCUUGCUUCGCAGGGAGUAGCUCCGAGAGUGUUCUCACACUGUUUGAAAGGAGAAAACGGAGGCGGAGGGAUAUUGGUUCUUGGAGAGAUUGUUGCGCCAAACCUUGUCUUUACUCCUCUUGUUCCCUCACAGCCUCAUUACAACGUGAAUCUGCUGAGCAUCUCAGUGAAUGGCCAAGCUUUGCCUAUCAAUCCAUCCGUCUUCUCCACAUCAAACGGCCAGGGAACAAUCAUUGACACUGGCACAACAUUGGCAUACCUUUCUGAAGAAGCCUAUGUUCCUUUCGUUGAAGCUAUUACAAAGGCUGUUGCGCAGUCUGUGAGACCUGUUGUGUCGAAAGGGAACCAGUGCUACGUCAUAGCCUCCAGUGUGGCAGACGUAUUUCCUCCAGUUAGCUUGAACUUUGCUGGUGGAGCAUCCAUGUUCUUGAAUCCUCAGGAUUACCUCAUACAACAGAACAACGUCGGAGGUACUUCAGUAUGGUGCAUUGGUUUCCAGAGGAUACAGAAUCAGGGGAUAACCAUCCUUGGAGAUUUAGUUCUUAAAGACAAGAUCUUUGUCUAUGAUUUGGUCGGUCAGAGAAUCGGAUGGGCAAACUACGACUGUUCAAUGUCGGUCAAUGUGUCUGCGACUAGCAGCAGCGGAAGAAGCGAAUAUGUGAACGCAGGACAGUUUAGUGACAAUGCAGCUCCACAGAAACUGUCUUUAAACAUGGUCGGAAACACUCUGAUGCUCCUGUUAAUGGUAAUCAACAUGUUCUUAUAGCACACAGCGCUUUUACAGAGUUGCCUUGAUGUAGUUUAUGUACACUCUUUUAUAUGGUCGCGGCAGUGUUAUUUGUGGUCGCUGGAGAGUAAUUAUCUCCCGACCGGGCAGAAGAAAUGUUUAACUUCUUUGUUGUUUGUUUGUUUUUCGUCUUCUUUUUAUUACAUUGUUAUAGUUUUGGAUGUAAAUACUACUUUUUCUUACUUAUAGUGGUGUGUGUGUCGUUAUUCUGAUCAAA